Messenger RNA from Debaryomyces hansenii CBS767, 774 nucleotides. It is a transcript of the gene PUP2, whose product is annotated as proteasome core particle subunit alpha 5. The record is from RefSeq and is a predicted model, not a curated record. The transcript has a single exon. Gene Ontology annotation, cellular component: proteasome core complex, alpha-subunit complex; proteasome core complex; nucleus. Gene Ontology annotation, biological process: proteasome-mediated ubiquitin-dependent protein catabolic process. Lineage: Eukaryota; Fungi; Ascomycota; Pichiomycetes; Serinales; Debaryomycetaceae. Bases 1 to 774 code for a protein of 257 amino acids.
AUGUUUUUAACUAGAAGUGAAUAUGAUCGUGGUGUGAGUACGUUCUCACCAGAGGGAAGAUUAUUUCAAGUUGAAUAUUCAUUGGAGGCCAUCAAAUUGGGAUCCACUGCAAUUGGUAUUUCAACAUCUGAAGGGGUGAUUUUAGGGGUUGAAAAGAGAGUGACUUCAUCUUUGUUAGAGCAUUCAUCCAUUGAGAAGAUCAUUGAGGUCGAUAAGCACAUUGGUUGUGCAAUGUCAGGUUUAACUGCGGACGCAAGAUCCAUGAUCGACCACGCCAGAGUUUCGUCUUUGACUCAUAACUUAUAUUAUGACGAGGAUAUUCAAGUUGAGAGUUUGACCCAAUCCGUUUGUGAUUUGGCUUUGAGAUUUGGAGAAGGAGCUAGUGGUGAAAAAAGAUUAAUGUCAAGACCUUUUGGGGUUGCCUUGUUAAUAGCUGGAAUUGAUAAAGAUAAGGGACCUCAGUUGUACCACGCGGAACCUUCAGGUACAUUCUAUAGAUACGAUGCUAAAGCUAUUGGUUCAGGAUCAGAAGGCGCUCAAGCUGAAUUACAGAAUGAAUAUCAUAAAUCGUUAACUUUGAAAGAAGCGGAAUUAUUAACCUUAAAGAUUUUAAAACAAGUCAUGGAAGAAAAAUUAGACUGUAAAAAUGCUCAAUUGGCAAGCGUUACUGCUGAGCAUGGCUUCCAAGUUUACAGUGAUGAAAAGACUAAUGAAAUUAUUAAAGUUUUAAACGAACAACAAAGUGAAGCCGACGCUGAAGCUGAUGCUAGUUGA